GUAACCGCGUAACUACUUAUUCAUUACUUGAUCGGCUUUGAAGAAGCGGUGGUGCUAAACUGUACAAAAUGUCUGGAAGAGGAAAAACUGGAGGAAAGGCCCGUGCCAAGGCGAAGACUCGUAGUUCCCGCGCAGGACUGCAGUUCCCUGUGGGCAGAGUCCAUCGUCUGCUGCGGAAGGGAAACUACGCCGAAAGGGUUGGUGCUGGUGCUCCUGUUUACCUAGCUGCUGUGCUUGAAUACCUCACUGCUGAGAUCCUCGAGCUGGCUGGCAACGCUGCCCGAGACAACAAGAAGACUCGUAUCAUCCCUCGCCAUUUGCAGCUCGCCGUUCGCAACGACGAAGAAUUGAACAAAUUGCUUGGCGGGGUUACCAUUGCCCAGGGAGGCGUCUUGCCCAACAUCCAGGCUGUUCUGCUGCCGAAGAAAACCGGACAGGCUGCACCAAGUACUGGCAAGGCGGGAAAGAAGGCCUCCUCUCAGUCUCAAGAAUACUAGCAAGCUAACUAGUUAGCUAGUAACUAGUUAGCUGCAAGACGGACUAAACUCUCGAAUUCGACAUGCCCCCUCACUGGUUUUGCUAGAUUCAAGCUUUCAUCUGUUCCUUUUUAAGCGCAUGUUUUUUUUGGUUGCAAUAAAUGCGGUUUUAUACAA
This is a messenger RNA of Hypomesus transpacificus, 653 nucleotides long. RefSeq names its product histone H2AX. Lineage: Eukaryota; Metazoa; Chordata; Actinopteri; Osmeriformes; Osmeridae. The coding region runs from base 69 to 497 and encodes 142 amino acids. The record is from RefSeq and is a predicted model, not a curated record. The transcript has a single exon. Gene Ontology annotation, cellular component: nucleosome. Gene Ontology annotation, molecular function: DNA binding; protein heterodimerization activity; structural constituent of chromatin.